Messenger RNA from Pieris rapae (cabbage white), 3553 nucleotides. Its product is annotated as probable ATP-dependent RNA helicase DHX34. The record is from RefSeq and is a predicted model, not a curated record. The transcript has 19 exons. Bases 104 to 3553 code for a protein of 1149 amino acids. NCBI's taxonomy places the organism in Eukaryota, Metazoa, Arthropoda, Insecta, Lepidoptera, Pieridae. Gene Ontology annotation, molecular function: RNA binding; ATP binding. Gene Ontology annotation, biological process: nuclear-transcribed mRNA catabolic process, nonsense-mediated decay. Gene Ontology annotation, cellular component: intracellular anatomical structure.
AAAUCCAUGAUAAUUUAAAAAUUAUUUCUUGACCUGAAUAUAUAUAUUUUUUGAGCAUAUUAUAAAGUUGUUUAUAAAUAAAUAGUAUUUUUAAAUAUUCACAAUGAGCAAAUUAAGUGACUCAAGAUAUAAACGUAGAAGAUCAGAAUCUUGUGAAAGAGAAGCCCUUGAAUAUAGUAAAAGAAGAAGAUCACCUCGAAAUAGUCCAACAAGAGCUUCUCUAAGUUACCCUGAAUGUUUUAGUUUUUUAAACUAUAAGCGAAACUUGAAUAAAAUAAUUCUAUACAAUAAUGAUACAAACACAGUUGCAAAUAGUAUUGAUGAUUUUUGGGUAUUUGUCAAAAAAUAUGAAGCCACUCUAAGAAAAGUUCACAAACCACUUCUAUCUUAUGAAUCUGAAGAAAAAAAAGUAAAUGAUUUGGGAAUAUCAGAAACUUUUUCAAAAGGUGAUUGUAUUAACUUUACAUCGAAAAUAAAAUUUAUGGAUUCCGUUUAUGAUGAAGGAGAUAAGAACAGACUUAAUGAAAAAAAGUUUAAGGUUUUUCUCAAUAUAAUUUCAAUUUACAUUGAUUUUAAAAAUAAGGAGAAGUUUGAAAAACUAAAAAAGCUACGGAAAGCUCAGAGGGACUUACCGGUUGCAAAGUUUAGAAGUGAUAUAGUAAAAGCGGUGCAGAAUGAAAAAGUUGUUGUUGUUGCUGGAGACACUGGUUGUGGUAAAUCAACCCAAGUACCACAAUAUCUACAUGAAGCUGGAUUUCAAAAUAUUGCAUGCACACAACCCAGAAGGAUUGCAUGUAUCUCCUUAUCAAAGAGGGUGGCUUAUGAAAUGCUUGCUCAAUAUGAAACAAAAGUCGGUUAUCAAAUUAGAUUUGAAAAGAGCAAGACUGCUGAUACUAGCAUUUGUUUUAUAACAGAGGGACUUUUAUUGCGACAGAUGUCGUCGGAGAAUUUGCCGAACUACGAUGUUAUAAUCCUAGACGAAAUACACGAACGACAUUUAAUGGGCGAUUUUCUUUUGGGCGUGCUUAAAUGCCUCAUACACACGCGCACUGAUAUUAAACUUGUUCUUAUGUCAGCUACAAUCAAUAUAAAACUCUUUGAAGACUAUUUCAGUGCUGAAUCUGCUGUUGUUAUUCAAGUACCAGGCAGGUUAUUUCCAAUUCAACUGCACUAUAAGCCGAUAUUAAUCGAAGAUAAACCCACAAGAGAUGAUCGUCUCGACCCACAGCCGUACGUCCAGAUUAUGCAUAUGAUAGACAACAAAUUUCCAAGUGAUGAAAGAGGCGACCUAUUAAUAUUCAUGUCCGGAGUGCAAGAAAUUACAUCUAUUUGUGAUGCGGCUCAACAGUAUGCGGAAAAGAAUAAAAAUUGGAUAGUUCUGCCUUUACAUAGUGGACUGUCGUUGGUUGAACAAGAUAAGGUAUUUGAUUACCCUCCGGAAGGAGUGCGGAAGUGCAUAAUAUCUACGAACAUAGCUGAAACAUCAGUCACCAUAGAUGGUAUACGUUUCGUUGUUGAUUCUGGAAAGGUAAAAGAAAUGAGUUAUGAUUCGUCAACUAAAAUGCAGAGAUUAAAAGAAUUUUGGAUUUCCAAAGCAAGUGCUGAUCAGAGAAAAGGGAGGGCAGGAAGAACGGGUCCGGGAGUCUGCUAUCGUAUAUACGCCGAGCAGCAGUACACAGAUAUGGAUGCCUUCAGUACACCUGAAGUGUCCAGGGUUCCUUUGGCGUCUUUACUGCUUCUCAUGAGCUCCUUGGGGGUUAACGAUGUUAGGCGGUUUCCAUUUAUAGACACACCUCCAGAAGAUGCAAUCGAAAAUGCUUUAUUGGAGUUGAAGCAACAUGGGGCCCUAACGUCAAAUGAAAAACUAACACCACUAGGCAAAGCUUUAGCGAACUUACCAGUGGAGGUGUCUUUGGCUAAAGCUUUAGUGAUAGGAAGUGCCACCUUACCACCCAAUAAGUUGGACUCUGCGCUUGCGUUGACUGCGGCUUUGGGGAUACGCUCUAUUUUUACGACACGUGCGCAUCGUGACUUUGAGUGCGAGAAUUCCAGAAAACCAGACGAAUCGGAUCACGGUGAUCCAAUAACGCUAGUAUCGUUAUACUGUGCGUGGUUGAAGGAGAAAUGUAAGGGUGGGGGGCGAGCCUGGUGUAGACGUCGGGGCAUAGAGGAGCAAAGAUUGUACGAGCUGACUAAACUAGCUGCUCAACUGAAAGCAUUGUUGCAGGAUAACAACCUAAUGGAGGCUCCCGAAACAGAAUCAAUGACAUCUACUGAAAGAGCGAUGCGACACGGACAGAUGAAACAAUUAAAAGAUAUGAGGAGACAGUAUAAGCAAAAAGCGGCUGAAGACUCAAAGAAACGAAAGCGCUUAAAAGUUGACUCCUGGGAAAUAGUUGACGAUAAAGAUGACAACAGUAUAGAUAUAAGGGAUAUUGAGUUUCGAUUGAGUAAUGAUGCAAAUAGAAUACAAUCUUUGAUUAAUGGGUCCAGUACGUCCAGUGGGAGGGACCUGGCUAUGUUGAAGAUUGUGCUAUGUCGUGCCCUGUACCCACAAAUAGCAGUUGCCGAUGAGUUCAAUCAUUGCAAGUCAGUUUCCGAACAAUUAUACCAUACUUGGAGUAAACCGUUCGUAUUUCUUCACCCGACGUCAUACUUUGGCAAGCAAGGCCGAGUGCUUCAACUAGUCGAGGAGGACAUACAAACAGAUAUACUUGGGUUUAAAAGCAAGCUCCCCGUUUCAUCGAGACAUCAGAUAUUAUGCUAUUUAUCCUUACUAGAAACGACUAAGCCAUAUAUAGUGAAUUCAAUGCGUAUGCCGGCUGCGCAGACGCUGUUAUUACUCGCCCAUACUAUUGAUACUAAUUUUGGAUUUUCAAGAAUAAUAUGCGAUUCGUGGCUGUUAUUGGAGUUUCCGUACCCUGACACUGGCUUGAAAUUACUAUACAAAGCAACAAAAUUGAGACAAAGAUGGGAUGCGUUAAUAAAUAGACGGUUAUUAGAUGCAAACCCAAAUAAAUCAGUGGAAAGUGAAUUAGAAAAAAAUAAACCUAGGCUCUCGUAUGACGAAAUUCAGUACGAAUUGUCUAAGGAUUUUAGUUCGUAUCUAAACAGCGAUGUUUGUUAUACGAUAAAAAGGCUUUUGCCAGCGGAUCUAAAGGCUCUAUACAAUUGUGAGGAACAAGCCAAUGUGGACCCUAAUCCGUUUGAUUUAGAGUUCAAAUGUCGACCUCAUGACAAGAAGGGUGGAGUUUAUAUCACGGAUAAUGUGGUGUUUAAUUGUGUCGUGGAUUCCGAUUGGAGCUACAACUCUUACCAAGAAACAUAUUCAAUACCGUGGAAUUGUCCGAAUUGCGGCAUAACUGUGUGUCUGUCUCCUUUAGAACGACUACAGCACACCGAAUUCACAUGUUCCGUGAAAGAAGAGAAAGAGAUAAAACCAAUUGUAAAGCAAAAUAAACCCAAUGGAACAGAAUAUAAAUGUGAGAAUUGUAAAGAGAUAUUGUAUAUGACACCCGUUGAAAUAUUGAGGCAUAAAAAGAGUUGUAGAUAA